AUGGGGGGCGAUUUGAUUGAUGCAAGAUUGGGCUUCAGUCGAACAUCAGAUUUGGAGAUUGAAACUUCGAAAUCUACAAAGGUAUGUUUAUCUGGUUCAAUCAACAGUGUUACAGCUGCGACAAGGCAUGAAUAUGAAACUACCUUAAAGAAUCAGGAUCCAGAUGUUUAUGAUUUGAAUCCAAUAACCAAGGAUACUGGAUUGGAAGACUCUUUUAUGCAGAAAACAACAAAUAUUGGAAAGAAGUUUGAGAGUGUGGUAUCUGAACUAAAGAAGAAGUUGGAUGAUAAUGCAAGUUCCAGAAAUGAUGUUUCAGCACAGAGUGAUAUGGUGAACCAAUCGGUUCCCAUGCUUGCAAUUGCUGAUAUCUAUAAUGAGGAAAGAUGUGAAUUAGCUGGCUUGUACAAUGAUGGAGAGCACUAUGAUUCAGAGGAUUCCGCAGAGGGUGGUUUUCUAACAGAUGAAGAAGGGGAAGAUGCUGUUGCCGAAGAUGAAGAAUAUUUGUUUCCCAACCCAGAUGAGGCUGAAGGUACCAAGAAACCAGAGAUUGGAAUGAGUUUUGACACGCUGGAUGAUGCUCACAGAUUCGUGAAUAUAUAUGGGCAAGUGAAUGGAUUUGCAGUUUUUAAGGGGAGAAACUACAAAAAUAAGAAAAUAUUUUUGAUGUGCAAUAAAAGUAAGAAAGCAGCAGAGCCAAAGAAUCCACACAAGAAAAGGAAAAGAUCCUAUGUUAAGGGAACCAGUUGCAAGAUGAGGAUCAUUGUAGUGUUGCAGCAAGGCAGAUGGAAGUUCAGUGAUGUAGAUCUUGUGCAUAAUCAUGAUUUAGUGAGCAGCCCUUCUUUGACCAAAUUCUUCAUUAAUCAUAGAUAUAUGACUGUUGAGGAGAAAAAAUUUUCAAGAAUUCUCCAAGAAGCUAGAAUAAAGCCAAGGAGAAUAAUGCAAAUAUUUAGAAAGAUGAAAGGCAGCUUCAAGAACAUGAAUUUUGGGAGAACACAGCUUAAAAAUCUGAAGCAAGCUGAUAGAAAGCAAAAGAUGAGAAAUACAGAUAUAGAUAGCACCAUGAACUACGUGAAGAAAAUGCAAAAGCAACAUCCUGGUUUCUACUACACUAUGAGAACAGAUGACGACAACACGGUUAGAAGUAUUUUCUGGACUGAUGCGUCUUCAAGACUAAACUACAAGCUGUAUGGAGAUUUCAUUUCUUUUGAUACUACUUUCAGCACAAAUAAGUAUAAUAUGCCUUUUGCUCCUUUGGUUGGGAUUAAUGGUCAUGGGAGAACUGUGGUUUUUGGAUAUGCAUUGCUAGAAAAUCAAACUGCAGAAACUUUCUCUUGGCUAUUUAAUGUACUGCUGGAAGUAAUGGAUGGUAGAAGACCAGAAAUUAUAAUUACAGAUCAAGAUGCUGCUAUGAAGAAGGCAAUAUUUGAAGUUUUUGGGACAGAAGUUCAUAGAAAUUGCUUUUGGCAUAUCAUGAGGAAUGCUAGAGAGAAUCUUGGAACCUUAUUGAAAGACAUAGAAAAUCUCGGAAAAGAAUUAGAGAAGGUGAUAUAUGAGUCCAUAAGUAGAGAGGAAUUUGAUGAAGGGUGGACAGCCAUCAUAGAAAAAUAUGGUCUGCAAGAAAAUUCAUCCCUGAAAUUGAUGUGGAAAAAUAGACAUAUGUGGGUACCAGCUUACUUCAUGGACGUGUUCUGUCCAUUCAUCAAGACCACGGGUAGAAGUGAAAGCACCAAUUCAUCAUUUAAGGAUUAUGUUUUGAGAAAGGAUAGCAUAGAAACAUUCCUUCAGCAAUGUGAGAUAUUUCAGGAGGAACAAGCUGAAAUUGAGCGGAGGGACAGAUUUGAAUCAAAUGUUCAGGAGCCGGUUUUUGCUUCUAUGCAAAUGAUUGAGAGGCAUGCUGCAGAGGUUUACACGAGAAGCAUAUAUCUGAAAUUUCAAAAAGAAGUUCACAAUUCUGGAGCGUACUCUAUUGAAGAGGUAGAAAAGGAUGUGAAAUAUAAUGUUCAUAGGCUUAUCCAGCAUGAAGAUAUUGAGUUCUAUAGGAAGACUUUUACAAUUGAAGUUGACCAGAACUAUAAUUCAUUCAAUUGUAUUUGCAAAAAGUACAACAGGGAUGGGAUCGUUUGCUGCCAUGUGCUCAGGUUAUUUACACAGCUUGGUAUCCACAAAAUUCCAGAUAACUACAUCAAGCAAAGAUGGACUAAAAGCUAUUUGGAAGAAGAAUUGAAAAGGCAUAAGCUUAAAGGACUUGAACAAAUAGUAGAUUGUAGAGAUGACCCAAUAUUUAGGCAUGCUAUGAUGAUGAAUUCCUUGUCGGAAAUGUGCUCGAAAGUUUGCAAAGAUUCUGAAAGAAGUGAGAAGUUUAUGAAGGAAGUUCAAAUGGUUUUUGACAGAAUGGAAUGUGAAGAAAAUGCUUCUCAAUCAACUGAUUUAGUUGUGUACAAAGACCCAGCAAUUGUAGAAGCUGUUAGUGUCGAUAAGGGCCACAGGUUGUGUCGGCCGGCUGAGAAAAGUUCAAUGCAAAAAAUUCAAAAGGAGAAGGCAGCCAAGGAGAAGGCGGCGAAAAUGAAGGAGAAUGCUACUCCCAAGAAAAAGCAGAUCAGCAAGCAGCAUCCAAAAAAAAAAGGCAAGACAGAAGCAAAUGCUAGUGAAGUAGAUGGUGCUCCAAAAGAAAAGUGA
Panicum virgatum (switchgrass) is the source of this 2676-nucleotide messenger RNA. RefSeq names its product protein FAR1-RELATED SEQUENCE 5-like. Gene Ontology annotation, molecular function: zinc ion binding. The transcript has 6 exons. Bases 1 to 2676 code for a protein of 891 amino acids. Gene Ontology annotation, biological process: regulation of DNA-templated transcription. The record is from RefSeq and is a predicted model, not a curated record. Lineage: Eukaryota; Viridiplantae; Streptophyta; Magnoliopsida; Poales; Poaceae.